AUUUGAAUUACAUCAUGUUUUUUAAAGUUAAAUUGCCAUAAUAAGGAACAAACGUAGUUACUCUUUAAAACUAAAGCCAAGAUGAUAAAUCUGCUGGUACCGAGAUUCUCAAAAAAAAAAUUGAAUGCUCCAUUUCAAUUUCAAACGCCGUAUAAGAUGUUUAUUUAUAUUCAUAUUAACGUAAUGAAAGCACUUCUUUCGUUGAUUAAAGCCAACCAAAAGCACGGAAACUCAAGACAAGAGGUGGCGCACGGAAUGGCAUGGUGACUACAGUGCUGCGUUCCAAUACCGACUCCAGUCAGUGGCGGCGAGGGGUGCGUUCAUUGUGAGCAGGUUUUCAGAGACCUGCCUGCCCGGGUGCCGCCGCCGUUCUCUCAGUCGUGUGUUCGCCUCGUUCAGUCCAGUGUUGCUGUCAUCCGUUUACCCAGUUUAUACAUUAUACCUGGAUACCUUUUUGGUCAAGGAAAAUACAGUUAAUGGUUUUGCCUGAAGAAUCCAAGAUGUCUCGCACCGACGAGGUUCACCGCAUCACGGAGAAUGUCUACAAGACUAUCAUGGAGCAGUUCAACCCUUGUUUACGGAACUUCGUUGCCAUGGGGAAGAGCUACGAGAAGGCGCUUGCCACUGUGACAUUUGCUGCCAAAGGCUACUUUGAUGCCCUGGUCAGGAUGGGCGAGCUGGCCAGCGAGAGCCAUGGCUCCAAAGAUCUGGGGGACGUGCUGUUCCAGAUGGCUGAGGUGCACAGGCAGAUCCAGGUCCAGUUGGAGGACAUGCUCAAGUCCUUCCACAACGAGCUGCUGUCCGAGCUGGAGAAGAAGGUGGAGCUGGACGCACGCUAUCUGACCGCGGCGCUGAAGAAGUACCAGAUGGAGCACAAGAGCAAAGGGGAGAGUCUGGAGAAGUGCCAGGCGGAGCUGAAGAAGCUGCGCAGGAAGAGCCAGGGCAGCAAGAACCCGGCCAAGUACGGGGAGAAGGAGAUGCAGUUUGUGGAGACCAUCAGCAGCAAGCAGAGCGAACUGGAUACCUUCAUCGCCGAGGGCUACAAGACGGCGCUGUCCGAGGAGCGCCGCCGGUACUGCUUCCUGGUCGACCGCCAGUGCGCCGUGGCCAAGAACAGCAGCGCCUACCAUGGCAAGGGUAAAGACCUGUUGACCCAGAAGAUCCCCAUGUGGCAGCAGGCGUGCUCGGACCCCAACAAGCUGCCGGAGCGCGCCAUGCUCCUGGCCCAGCAGAUGGGCUCGGUGGGCGGAGCCAGCCCCCUGCACACCUCCAAGUCCAACCUGGUGAUCUCGGACCCCAUCCCGGGGGCCCAGCCGCUCCCCGUGCCCCCCGAGCUGGCCGUGUUCAUGGGCAGCGGCCUGGGACAUCAGGCGAGGCUGAUGGGCCCUGAGGGCAUGGCCAUGGUGAACGGCACGACGGGCGUCCACGGGGACGACUACUGGACGGAGGGCGGCGGCGGCGGCGGGAGCGCGGGCCCGGUCCAGGGGGGACCCCCGUCCCCCCAGGGCCCGCCCCAGGGCCAGCCCCAGAGGCAGGUCAGCGAGGUGUACUCCAACACCCUGCCCGUCCGUAGGCCCGCCCCGGCCAAGAGCAAGAACCCAGUGGGAGAGACGAGGACCCUCCCCCGCUCCAGCUCCAUGGCGGCCGGCCUGGAGAGGAACGGGCGCUCCCGCGUGCAGGCCAUCUUCUCGCACGCCGCCGGGGACAACGGCACCCUGCUGAGCUUCGCCGAGGGCGACCUCAUCACCUUGCUGGUGCCCGAGGCCCGGGACGGCUGGCACUACGGCGAGAACGAGAAGAACAAGAUGCGCGGCUGGUUCCCCUUCUCCUACACACGCGUUCUGCCCGAAACGGAGAGCGAGAAGCUCAAAGUCAACCUCAACCACGGGAAGAGCAGCAGCACAGGGAACCUCCUGGAGAGCGACAUGCCCAUGCCGGACUACGGCCUCACCGCCCGCCUGCUGGCCCAGAGUCUAGCGCAGAGUCGGCCCAGGCCCUACAGCAUGGCAGGCUUCACCACGCAGCCGGCCAUCGAGGACUAUGACAGCCGCUUUGCCACGAGCGACCGCUCUCUGGAGGUCUACCUCAGGCCUACCUUUAUAGAGGACCGCUCUGCGCCCAUCUUCUACUAGCAGACGGCCACGCACCCCCGACCUUACUGCUCAAAGGGUCGGUCUCCGUACAUGAGCGGGAAGAAAAUGGCCGCCGCCAUCGGUUGGGUGCCAGUUCUGAUGACCGGCUCCCGAAAAAAAAAAAAGUUGACACUUGUACCUCGGGGGCAACGAUCUUAAAGUGACACUCAAAGUUUUUUGUUUUUUUUCCCACACUGCAUAGCAUUCAAGUAGGCGGCUUUGGGCAACCCCGGCCGUUUAUCGUGCGUGCGUUAUCAUUGUGACGCUUUGCAAAUCACUUUAACACUGAUUUAUGUGGUCAACUCUUGGCUGAAACGUCAGAGUCAGCGAAUCAGGAGGUUGUUUUCUUUAGCUAGUGGGUCGCACUCACGAUGGGAAACGUGGGGCUAAAGCCUCGUGCCGGGGGACAUUUACACUGAUGGAGGAUAGUGAAACUAAUAUAUACUCUCUGCGCAUCGCUGCUGUGGAAAAUGUCUUUAUUAAUUGUGAUUUGAGAAUUGUAUGCGUGUGUGCGUAUGUGUGUGUGUGUAUAUAUAUGUAUAUAUCGUUUAAGAUUUAGGCAGUGAUGGUGCUCUCUGAACAAGGUGUCCGUCAGUUGCUUGAAGAGCAGGUCGUCUGAAAUUAGCGUUAGGCUGCGAAAAGAUACAGUACUGGGUAAAUGUGUUUUUUGAAAGGUGCAUUGAAAGUGUGCAAUGGCUACAGUUAGAUCCUGUUUUUUUUUUUAAACGCUAGUUUCUAGCUCAGAACACAUCAUGUUAUAGUAACUAUACAGUAUACCAUUAAACUAUACCGUUUAAUUUGGGGACUGUGCCUUCAUUUUUUUAAAGGGGUUACAGCCUUGAUAUAAUCAAUAUUCUACGCACUGUUAUAUGAAAAUGAUUACGCAUCACAACUCUGCUUAUAUACUUUAUUUGGUUUAUGCUGUUACUUUGCCGUUUUGUUUUGUCUUCUGGUGAUCUUUAAUAAUCUAAAGUGCGUGACUGCAAGGUUAGUUGCUGUGAAAAAAAGGCAGCAUCACUUUUGCCGAUAUAAGAAUAUAAUGAAUUGUCUUUUAUGUUAAUUCAAAGCAGCCAAAUAUUGGCCAGUCAAAAAUCCAUGUAAAUAAUGGGUCAUUUUGGAGUAUCAUUUUCAGCUUUAAUUAGAGUGGUAUCUUAUUGAUUCAUAUGAUUCAACUAUCAUAAUAUUGUCUUAUAAUAUGAUCACAUUGUUUUACUGUGAGCUGACUUAUUGCUUCAAGUGCAAAUAAUCAUCAGUAACAAUCAAGACAAUGUAUAUUUUAAACAACUUGCAUACUGGCAACUGUAUGGGGAGACGAUUGUUCGCGCGUUGCAAUCACGUUCUCAGAAAUGUCCAAUUGCUUUGGUUUUCAAACCGUUUUCUAAUGUUUGUCUUUUUCUCACUUUUUGUUCUUUCUUGUUCUGUAUAUUUGUGUUGUACAGGGCGUGCGGUACGUGGAGUUAUUGUGUCAAAUAAAAACUUCAUUGCGUACAGCAUUCAUAGUUGUGUCACCUGUGUUGUUCUCUUUGUCCGUGUGUACCUUUUUAGAUUAUGCACACAUAAUUUCCCAGUCAAACACCUGAGCG
Gadus chalcogrammus (walleye pollock) is the source of this 3715-nucleotide messenger RNA. RefSeq names its product BAR/IMD domain containing adaptor protein 2a (gene baiap2a). Gene Ontology annotation, biological process: actin crosslink formation; actin filament bundle assembly; plasma membrane organization. The record is from RefSeq and is a predicted model, not a curated record. NCBI's taxonomy places the organism in Eukaryota, Metazoa, Chordata, Actinopteri, Gadiformes, Gadidae. Gene Ontology annotation, cellular component: cytosol; nucleoplasm. Bases 477 to 2132 code for a protein of 551 amino acids. Gene Ontology annotation, molecular function: protein binding; cytoskeletal adaptor activity. The transcript has 14 exons.